AUGUCCAAGGCAGCGGCAGGUGGUGCCAAGGGCCUCGAGCAGGUCGUCAAGAUCAUUGUCGGCGCCGGCCAAGCCAGUCCUAGUCCUCCCGUCGGUCCUGCCCUCGGUUCCAAGGGUAUCAAGUCGAUGGAUUUCUGCAAGGAGUUUAAUGCGAGGACGACACACAUCAACGUCGGAACGCCAUUGCCCGUCCGAGUCACCGUCCGGCCCGACAGAACCUUCCACUUCGAGAUCAGGACGCCUCAAACAUCAUGGCUAUUGCUCAAUGCGGCCGACGUCCCGAUUGGAAAGAAGGGCAAGAGGAAAGGUGCCCAGAAGCCAGGCCACGAGACUGUUGGGUCAGUUAGUCUCAAGCAUGUCUAUGAGAUUGCAAAGAUCAAACAGUCAGAGCCCCGGUUGUCCGGUCUGUCAUUAGAAGGCAUUUGCAGAUCGAUUGUCUGGCAAGCCAGGGGGAUGGGCAUCUCUGUGGUUGCUUAG
This is a messenger RNA of Podospora anserina S mat+, 477 nucleotides long. RefSeq lists its product as uncharacterized. NCBI's taxonomy places the organism in Eukaryota, Fungi, Ascomycota, Sordariomycetes, Sordariales, Podosporaceae. The record is from RefSeq and is a predicted model, not a curated record. Gene Ontology annotation, biological process: translation. Gene Ontology annotation, molecular function: large ribosomal subunit rRNA binding; structural constituent of ribosome. The transcript has 2 exons. Bases 1 to 477 code for a protein of 158 amino acids. Gene Ontology annotation, cellular component: mitochondrial large ribosomal subunit; ribosome.